Molecule: messenger RNA, 228 nt
Organism: Rotaria sp. Silwood1
Lineage: Eukaryota; Metazoa; Rotifera; Eurotatoria; Philodinida; Philodinidae
Source: the annotation of a GenBank genome assembly
AUGGGAGACUUACUCUGCAACAUUGAUGUAUCAUCUACCAAUAUCGAUCAAGAUCCACCAUGUAAACGACGAAAAUUAGCAUCAUCAUCAUCAUCAUCAUCAUCACCAUCAUGCAAGUUCUCUAUCAACAGCACUUCAUCGAUUUCUUCAUGCAACUGUUCACCUACUCGACUUAAAAUAAAAUCUAAAUAUUUUAAUAAUGCUUCACCUGAACAACAACAACAAUAA